GCGAAUUCUGGCGACGACGGGAAGAAGCCCCCUGUGCCGCGCACGUGCCUGAAGAGUUGGGAGACGAUCCCGAAGUCUUUCCUGAACGCAUGCGGCCGUGGGAAAUUCGACGUGAUGCCCGCCCGCGAACUCUGGGGUUUGUGCAACGUGAAGCAAAAGACGGGUGCUGUCUACGCCACAGAGUUGGCCAGCGAGCAUGAUGAAAGGCGCAGGGUCGACGUGAAGCGCUGGCUGCAGAGCCGGGGCGAGCGGGUGCAGGUGGAGGCGUGCAUGAAAACAGACAUCGCGCGCCUGCUGUACGAGGAGAUCGACAAGGUCCUUCCGGCGAUAAAGAAGAUCCUGGCGCCGAAAAAGGAGCACCGCAAAGACGGGAUCGACCAGCUCCGGA
Prorocentrum cordatum is the source of this 388-nucleotide messenger RNA. Lineage: Eukaryota; Dinophyceae; Prorocentrales; Prorocentraceae. The record is from the annotation of a GenBank genome assembly.